Messenger RNA from Melampsora larici-populina 98AG31, 975 nucleotides. RefSeq lists its product as uncharacterized. The transcript has 3 exons. Lineage: Eukaryota; Fungi; Basidiomycota; Pucciniomycetes; Pucciniales; Melampsoraceae. Bases 1 to 975 code for a protein of 324 amino acids. The record is from RefSeq and is a predicted model, not a curated record.
AUGGUUUUUAGUUUUUCAAUUAAUUCAUCAGCUUCAUCAUCAGCUUCAAGUUCAAGACCAUCCUUUCCAAUUGUAUCACCAAGAGAUGCUGAAAUCUUAAACGAGAUCAUCUUGCAAGCACCACCGGGUUCUAGUAUCUUCAGUGCUCUCCUGGAUCCAUAUCAGCGUGUUUUGGCACUUCAUCAACUUGACCCACGUCUGGAUGAUCGGUUUUAUUCACUUUUACUCAAACUCAGUCUUGUUUCCGGUACAGAUUGGAGUGAAAAAUGGUCUCGCGUUUGUGUAGAUCAAGGCUUGUUUGAAGAAAGUGAACUACCAGAGGGAUCAUUCAGUUCAAUCGCGCCUAGUCAACCCAAUGGAACGGAGCAUUCCGAUCAAGAAGAAGAGGGCACCACUACCAUCAUCGCGCCUACUCGAUCACCUCUCAUUUCAUCUCCCUCAUUACGGAGAGGAUCGCUUUUUCCAAUUCAAUCAACUCCCAAUGUAAUUGACCGGUUCCAACCACGACCAUCAAUUCAAUCAACUCCCAACGUAAUUGACCGGUUCCAAUCCCGAUCAUCUCCGAGUUCUAAACUUCUAGAUCCUCUUGACGCGCUUUCCGAUCAAUUUCGUUCAGAACAUCUUCGAAUUCGGACACUUCAUCUAUGGAGCCUUCGUACCCGCCGGUUCACACUCACUUUGACUGAAGUGGAACGUGCACAUACCCUGCUUGUCUCUGGAAGGAUGUGGAGAAGAUGGCGUGCAAAAGUAGGUAAAAGGCGACGAGAAGUAAGGAUGGUAGAAGGUGUAGCUCGAACUAGGAUGAAAUUUGCUACGCUUACAAAAUGGCGUGAGGCAACAGAGGAAAGUCGACAUAAACGGUGGAAACAGUAUCUUGCCCAACUUGCUGCUGAUCACCUCCAACAUCAGCAGCAAAAAUGGGUUGCUAUGGUGGCUGAAAGCACGAGCCGCGCGAGCGGAACGUACUCGGGCUGA